AUGGGUAGGUCACCAUGCUGUGAGAAGGUGGGGUUGAAAAAAGGGCCAUGGACUCCGGAGGAAGACCAAAAGCUCAUGGCUUAUAUUGAACAAUUUGGCCAUGGAAGCUGGCGUGCAUUGCCUGCUAAAGCUGGCCUUCAAAGAUGUGGGAAGAGCUGCAGACUGAGGUGGACUAACUACCUCCGACCUGAUAUAAAAAGAGGAAAGUUCAACUUGCAGGAAGAGCAAACCAUUAUUCAACUUCAUGCCCUUCUUGGAAACAGGUGGUCAGCAAUAGCGGCUCAACUGCCCAAAAGAACCGACAAUGAGAUCAAGAACUAUUGGAACACACACCUCAAGAAAAGGCUAACAAGAAUGGGGAUAGACCCUGCAACCCACAAACCAAAAACCGAUGUCCUUGGUGGCUCCGGGAGCUGCCAAUCAAAUGAUGCAGCCAACUUGAGCCACAUGGCUCAGUGGGAGAGUGCUCGUCUCGAAGCUGAAGCUAGAUUGGUCAGAGAAUCCAAGUUGCAAGUUCAGAACCAGCUUGGAUCCUCUUCCUCAUCACCAUCACCAUCAUCAUCAACAACAACAACAAAAGACAACAACAACAACAAGAUGAUGAUGCAAACCAUGUACGCCAUGAUGCUAUCCACUCAUGACAGCCUCGAGUCUCCAACGUCCACUUUGAGCUUCCCUGGAAGUACUACUCUGCUUCCUAUCUCAACCACCACCAACACCAACACAAACACCAACACCAACACCAUUGGAUUAUUCAAUGAAAAUUUACUUCCUCUCAACACCACUAAUGCCAUGAUGGAUCAGUUUAUGAAAAGUAGUUCAGCCACAUGUGAGAGUAGUAGUGAGCAAUGGAAGUAUUUAACUAAGCAGAACCAAGAAGCAGAGGUAGGUGAAAGGAGAAUGGACAACACAAUAAUGUUGAACUUGCAAGACGACGAUGACAUCAUGACGGCUGUGGAAGCAUUUAGAUCAUGUGCAAGUUACGACAAUAAUAAUAUUGUUGUUCCUAGCACUGUCCUCGUCCAAGAAGGCCUCAAUAAUAAUAAUACUGAAGAAAACUUGGCUAUCAUCAACGGGAAUGGAAGUUUCUGUAACGUGAACCUCGAUGAGAAUAAGCAUUACUGGGAUACCAUACUUAAUUUGGUGAAUGAUUCACUCUCUGGUUCCUCUGUCUUCUGA
Molecule: messenger RNA, 1179 nt
Organism: Gastrolobium bilobum
Lineage: Eukaryota; Viridiplantae; Streptophyta; Magnoliopsida; Fabales; Fabaceae
Product: transcription factor MYB106-like
Exons: 5
Coding region: 1-1179 (392 amino acids)
Source: RefSeq, a predicted model, not a curated record